AUGAUGCGGAAUCAUUCAAUUGAUGAUUGGUUCAACGUACCUGCACGAGGUAGCCCUCUGCCAGACUACCUGGACUCUCCGCUUAGACGCAUGGUGGGGGCGUCCCAUCUUUACCACGACGCGGCUCGGCUUUUGAUGGACCAGUACUUUGAAAAUACCCUCUUUAAUGCUGCUUUUCAGAAAAAUAAGGCUAUCUAUGCUCUAGUGGCUAAAUCUUUGGGCUUACAGUCAAUCAUUGUUAAUGUGUUGACAGAAUUGGGUGUUUUGGAGGGUCACUACUCGCACAUUGCUUGUUCUACUUUAUCAGCCUGCACUACGUGCCUCUUGACUGUGGUCUCAUUCGACCUCUGCUGUCCGCGUAGGUCGUUUGGGCGACGAUGCGAUGCUUUAAGAAUCCUCAGAAAAUACAUCCCAUCUGGUAAGAUUGCCUCUAAUCUCCGUAGACUAAUAAGAAGUCGAGCAAAGACUGUGGGACCAGGGGGAGAUUCCAUCCUGCGAGUUCCUCUGUUUUUACGUGCCAUCGAAUCGAUAGAUAAGGUCAUAGAAGCAUUGGGUUCUUCGGGUGAUGGUAGGUACAGUCAGGUUUUCUACGACCGAGCAAAAACUUCCUACAAGAAAUACAUCAAACUAGUGCGGAAUCUUAAAAAGCAUGAAUUUGUGAGAGAUUAUCACUUUCCGAACCUUAUUCUACUUAUCCCUCCUGGCACGGAUUUGCACCUAUCGCCAGUAAUCACCUCUGACAUGGCUGUCAUCCAGGAUAAGGCAAGCUGUGUGCCAUCCCUAAUUCUUCUGGACGUCCUUGAAUUACCCAGAUCUCAGCCCCUUAAAAUAUUGGAUGCUUGCGCUGCCCCCGGCAACAAAACUACUCUCAUUUUGUCCGGUCUUAAACAGCUGUCUCAAAAGAGUUGCCUUAUGGCCUUCGAUCGCGAUAAAAGAAGAUUCCAUCAGCUUUGUGAUAAUCUCCGUCGAAUGCACGAUGGUGUCUUGAAGGUGAAUGGUGUUAUAGAGAACAGGAAAGUCGGCAGAAAAGCUUUCAACGGAGUCAUUUGUGAAGCCUUCUUGCGAGAUUUCCUCACCAUCGAUCCACUGAAUGAGGCAGAGUUUGCAGAUGUCACAGCAAUUCUUGUGGAUCCUACGUGUUCAGCCUCGGGUCUGCGUUGCAAGCGGCCAGAGCUGGCGGCCCAGGGGCAAGAGGACAAGGUGGAGCGUGUCGAGCGAUUGGCCAACCUCCAGGCCAAAAUUCUUCGGCACGCUCUCUCCUUUCCCUCCGUUGAGGUGGUCGUCUACUCAACUUGCUCGGUCUACCAACAAGAAAAUGAGGCAGUGGUUCGUGAACUACUUGAAUCUGGUGCAGCGGCGGAUUUUGAGCUGGUGCCUAUCUGGAAUAAAAGCAAGGACAAAGGGACAAAGGGAAUGGGGGAAAAGGCUUUGGCGGUGCCCAACCUUUUCACCCCAUUAGCUCCAUGGAAGUCACGAGGUUUCGUUGAAGAUGAUAACAAAGAUGCCGCAAAAAUGAUGGCAAGGUGUUUGCGAUCGUCGGCUGAAAAUGACCUCACUAUCGGCUUCUUUAUGGAUGAGCAGACAGAGGUUGCUGAUGAAGCUCCACCCAGUGGUACCUUUUCAGACGAGAUAAAGGAGUUGGAGAAACCGGUGAAAUCACCUUUGUCGAAAGCAGUCGAAACCAACUCUAAUGGAGAUGUUGAACCACCGCCAAAGAGGCGGAAACUCUCAAAACAAGAGCGAUACAUCCAGCGAAAGGAGGAACGACGUGGCAGAAGGAAGGCGAUGAAGAUGAGGAGACGGGAGCGACGUGAUGCAGUGGCUGCGUCGGCGGUGGCGGCAGUUGGAGACGCUCCGCUAAGAGCUCCACCACCACCACCACCACCACCUCGAGUCUCUAUGGCUGAGUCGAAGUGUAGGACGUGCGUUGUGUUGGACUGCGCUUACGAUCACCUCAUGUCCUUCAAAGAUACCUGCAAACUAGCACAUCAGAUAUCAAAUUGUUACUCAACAAAUCGCCGCCUUCCAGCGCCGGUGCAACUCUACAUCACCGGUCUUGGGAGCGCAUUCAAGGCCGAGGAAGGGAUAGAGCAGUCCACGGAGCCGCGUGAACCGAUGGAGCAGAGCACGCUGGCCAGACUGCAUAAGGUCGAUGCCCAAAACUGGGACGUUCAUUUGAAAAUGGAGGACUACAGAGAACUGUUUCCUGCCUCUUCGAUUGUCUACCUUUGCGCGGAAUCAAGCUACGAGUUGCCGGACACUUUUGUGUCCGAUGCUAGUGCUACUGCUCCACCCGACGGUGCUGUGGCUACCACCACUGACAAUGGUUGUGGUACUACCGACUCAACCGUCCCCGUUUUCACCUCCGACGACGUCUACGUAAUCGGUGGCCUUGUGGAUCAUAAUCAUCAUCAAGGCCUCUGCUAUCAGCAGACAUGCGGUAGUAUAUGUGACACAAUAAGUGGCGAGAAGCGCAUUCAGGGAGUGAUGAAGGUGUACCACUUGGUUGAAAAGGCAUUGCAGCGUGGUCACCGGACAGCACGACUGCCACUGGAACGGGCGGGUGUGGAAGUGGAGGGUCGGCGGGUGCUUGCUCUCCUGCACGUCUUUCAAGCUCUCGCCUUCGUCCUCUCCGGUGCUCAUCCUCAAUGGCAUGAUGCACUGCGGGCUGCACUUCCUCCGCGAAAAUGCAACCAAUAG
This is a messenger RNA of Echinococcus granulosus, 2700 nucleotides long. RefSeq names its product Putative methyltransferase NSUN5. Gene Ontology annotation, molecular function: methyltransferase activity. Lineage: Eukaryota; Metazoa; Platyhelminthes; Cestoda; Cyclophyllidea; Taeniidae. The transcript has 13 exons. The record is from RefSeq and is a predicted model, not a curated record. Gene Ontology annotation, biological process: rRNA base methylation. Gene Ontology annotation, cellular component: nucleolus. Bases 1 to 2700 code for a protein of 899 amino acids.